GUUGUAUAAAUAAAUUUCUUAAUUAUUGUAAAGAACUGAAAAAAACGGAUGAAAAAAGAGGCAAAAUUUUGGCUAAUGCUCUCUAUGGAUAUUUAGGAAAAAGCAAAAAUGUCCUCGCCAUCCGCAGCGAUUGUAUUUAUGUGAAGGGGGAAUUACCGACUAAGUUUUCGAAAGAGGCUGAAAAAUAUCAAAAGUAUAAAAUAAUCCGCUACCAGCAAGUAGGUUUUUUUGGUGAUGAUAAUGUUUUUGUUUAUGACAAUAGAGAAUUAAAAAGUUUUGCUAAUAAUCCUUCUGAAAGAAAAAAACUGAUGGAAGAAUUUUUAAGUAAGCAAUUGAGCAAAGUAACCGAAGAAGAAAAAACUAAAAUAAGAAAAUUUGUUAAGGACAACUGCCGAGAUAUUAUUGAAAAAGUAAAAGAGCAGUUAAAAAACAUAGGAGUAGAAUGA
This is a messenger RNA of Racocetra fulgida, 446 nucleotides long. The record is from the annotation of a GenBank genome assembly. NCBI's taxonomy places the organism in Eukaryota, Fungi, Glomeromycota, Glomeromycetes, Diversisporales, Gigasporaceae.